CAUGAUUCUGCGUCGGGUUCUGCGCCUUUCCUCCCUCCUUCGGUCUGCUGUUUCCAUCCACUUGCGCAGGAACAUCGGGCUUUCUGCUGUGGCCUUCAAUAAGGCAAAAGAGCUCGAUCCAGUUCAAAAGCUCUUCGUGGACAAGAUCAGGGAAUACAACACAAAGAGCAAGCAAACCGGAGGGCCUGUUGACGCAGGCCCUGACUUUCAGAAAGACAUGAGUGAAUCCCUUGCUAGACUUCAACGGGCGUAUGGUGAGGGAGAUCUAACCAAGUUUCCAGAAUUUAAAUUUGAGGAGCCCAACUUUGAGGAGACUCCAAAGUGAUCUCUGGAGGUUGUACACCAAACAGCAGUGUACAUCAGUGGAGUUGCUGAACAUGGCACCAGUUUAACUUAAUAAAUGCAGUGUUUCAGUUUGAUUUCAGAA
Molecule: messenger RNA, 427 nt
Organism: Opisthocomus hoazin
Lineage: Eukaryota; Metazoa; Chordata; Aves; Opisthocomiformes; Opisthocomidae
Source: RefSeq, a predicted model, not a curated record